This is a messenger RNA of Anopheles maculipalpis, 3529 nucleotides long. RefSeq lists its product as uncharacterized. Lineage: Eukaryota; Metazoa; Arthropoda; Insecta; Diptera; Culicidae. The record is from RefSeq and is a predicted model, not a curated record. The transcript has 8 exons. The coding region runs from base 5 to 3448 and encodes 1147 amino acids.
AAAAAUGCUUCGUUGCCAGCAGCGAAGGAGCAACAGGCAGAUUCUGUUGCUUCUGUUCAGCUGCAUCCUGCUCUCCUGUACACACGCCGAUGAAGAGGAAAGCUUCACAUCGGCCAGCCUGGUACAGGCCGGUUCCGGCACAGUGACAAAGGUUUGCCCGUACCCAGGUGCACCGGCCCAUGGCAGCAUACACUUCUCCGAUGACGCACUGUCUAACAAUACUGUGGCGACGUACUACUGUGAGCGGGGUUUCGAGCUGCUCGGGCCAUCCCGGCGUGUCUGCAUCGAUGGGCAGUGGAUACCGGAGGGCAUUCCCUUCUGCGUAAUUAAUGUGGCAGCCGGUAAGGCACCGAUGCAAAUCUCCACCGAAGCGUCCGGAAUUCCACAGAAAGCCAUCGAUGGAUCGACGUCCGCGUUCUUCUCACCGGAUACUUGCUCGCUAACGAAACCGGAACGCGUGCCCUGGUGGUACGUAAAUCUGCUAGAACCGUACAUGGUGCAGCUGGUGCGAUUAGAUUUCGGCAAGUCUUGCUGCGGUAAGGGCAAACCGGCCGCAAUAGUGGUGCGAGUCGGUAACAAUCGUCCCGAUCUGGGUACGAACCCCAUCUGCAAUCGGUUCACCGGUACGCUCGAAGAAGGGCAGCCCCUCUUUCUACCCUGCAAUCCACCGAUGCCGGGAGCGUUCGUGUCGGUCCAUCUGGAGACGAAUGCACCGAGCCAGCUGUCCAUCUGCGAAGCGUUUGUGUACACCGAUCAGGCCCUCCCGAUCGAACGGUGUCCCGCAUUCCGUGAUCAGCCGCCAGGUGCGUCCGCCUCGUACAAUGGCAAGUGUUACAUCUUCUACAGCAGACAGCCGGCCACGCUGCGGGAUGCGCUUGCAUUCUGUCGGGCGCGUGGUGGCACACUGAUCAACGAAAGCAAUCCGGCCCUGCAAGGAUUCAUCAGCUGGGAGCUGUGGCGCCGUCAUCGCAGCGAUACGUCCUCCCAGUACUGGAUGGGUGCGGUGCGCGAUGCCCAGGACCGUAACACGUGGAAGUGGAUCGGUGGUGAGGAGGUGUCGGUCUCGUUCUGGAAUCUGCCCGGUGGUGAUGAGGACUGUGCACGGUACGACGGUUCCAAGGGAUGGCUGUGGAGUGACACAAACUGUAACACGCAGCUUAACUUUAUCUGUCAACAUCAGCCGAAGGCUUGCGGCAGACCGGAACAGCCACCAAACUCGACCAUGAUCGCACCGAAAGGCUUUGAUGUUGGUGCGGUCGUUGAGUACAGUUGUGACGAGGGCCAUCUGCUGGUAGGACCGCAGCAACGCACCUGUCUGGAGACGGGAUUCUACAACGAGUUCCCACCCGUAUGCAAAUAUAUUGAGUGUGGAUUGCCAGCUUCGAUUCCUCAUGGACAGUACGACCUUAUCAAUGGUACCGUUGGCUAUCUAAGCACGGUGAUGUACCGGUGCGCCGAAGGGUACGAAAUGGUAGGUCGUGCUGUACUGAUCUGUGACAUCGAUGAGCGUUGGAAUGGUCCACCACCGCGUUGCGAGCUGAUCGAGUGUGAUCCACUGCCAACACUCUUCCCGAACGGUGUUAUCGCAUCGCCCAACCAGACGGUUUACGGUACCAGGGCGGAAGUGCACUGUAAUCGUGGCUACAUUCCUGACGGUGAGCCUGAAAUUGUCUGUACAGCGACCGGUCAAUGGAGUCAGCCACUGCCGAAGUGUGUCCCCAAUACUCUGGACGAAGGACCAGUAACGGUACGGCCGAGCGCAGUGGCUACUACGUCGAGUUCAUCUCGAGCACCUCCAGUACUGAUCGUUUCGCCAACAACUCCUGCCUCGAUCGGUGGCAUUCCUUCGCGCCGUCAACCCACGGGUGGACGACGACCGGUCAGCACUGUGCGAUACUCGACACAGACACCGCCCCAGAGUAGUACCGUGUCGGCGGCCGAGUCAACCACAUCUAUUACGAUCAAUAUGGCGGGACCGACGACUGCGCAACCGAGCCACAGUAGCAGCAGUACGACCGAAUCGCCCAUCUUCAGCAUCGAGAUUGAUGAUGGUACGGACGACGAUACCGGCUAUCUGCCGCAUGGCGGACCUAACCGGAAGCACAUGAACAGUAACGAUGACUACUACUACCGCAAACCUAACCUUGAGGACGGUCCCAACUCUGACAUCGGCAAUGACUACGAUGACGACGACGACAACCCUAACAACGACGACGCUACUGACCACAACGCAAAUCACAACGACAACGACGACGAUCAUCUACCGACCUUUGACGAUAACUUUGACAGCCUCGAGGGCUUCUUCAUCGGCACUAACGAAGAUUACUCUCUUCCACCUCCUCCCCCCUCAGAAGUGCGCCCGGGAUCGAUGGGCGAGGAUGCGGUACGACCGUUCCGUCCACAGCAACCGUCCAUCGUGAUACUGCCCAAGGAACCGGCCGCCGGCAAACCAACCCCCGCCAAGCCUACCCUUUACGAGCCAACCAAUCCACCAACGGUGGUAAGCGUCACCCCACCGCCCGCCCAAACACACCGACCGCCAGUUACGGCGGGCACAACGGGACGUCGGCCAGUCACAACGACACGCGUCCGCAACCAGCAUCCGAAUCACGAGCAGGACGUACUGCUGUCCCACCAUCCGCAGGACAAUGAAAUCCCGGGCAGUGUUAACAUUCGGCAGGACCAGUCGCCGAAGGUAAACGUACCAUUUGCGGUGAACAACGUGGACGACCUGGUGCCGGCGGACGGUACCGAUGGCAACGGGGGCAGCGACGGUUUGAUCACGAGCUUCGGCGGUGCGAAUGGUGGUGCCGGUGGGCUGGGCAGUGCGGGCGGUACCGGAUCCGCCGCGGGCGAUCGGAAGGAGUCGAAGAACGCCAAGCUGAAUCUGGGCGCGAUUGUUGCGCUCGGUGCGUUCGGUGGUUUCGUCUUUCUAGCCGCCGUCAUCACAACCAUCGUGAUCGUCGUACGAAGAAAUCGCACCUCAAAUCAACACUAUCGGCAUCGUGCCUCACCGGACUGCAAUACGGUUGCGUCCUUUUCCAGCUCCAGCUCCGAGUCGCGGAACGGACUGAACCGCUACUAUCGGCAGGCGUGGGAAAAUCUGCACGAGUCGGCCUCGAAAAACCACAACCAUUCAGGACUGAAGCGUAAGGAAACGAUGGACGCCCCGGUGAAUCGGUCCCGGUCGCGUGAAAACCUUGACGUGAGCAGAUCACGCGAACUCGACAGAUCAGGGGAAAACCUAUCGUCCGCCCGAAGCCGUGACUAUGGCCGGGACAGCAUGGCGCUGCGCGACGGUUCCGAGAUGGUUGUGUCGGACGUGUGCGUGAAGGGUGAGAAGAAGCGCCAUCAUCACCAUCAUCACAAGAGCAGCCACCGGAAUGAUUUCCGCGAGCCGAACAUACUGGGCAGCGGUAAUGGACGGCGCGAGCAUCGCCAUUACUGACGCGGUAAAAUGAUCAUUACGAUCCGGUUCGAUGGCGGUGCGGAACGCCACGACGGCGAUAGUCUCAGGCCGAGUCGCGAU